AUGGUCUCCUUCAGAUUCGCGUCCGCUCUCGCAGCGGCUUCCAUUGUCGCCAUGGCCUCUGCCGAUACUGGCACCCCAACCAUCAAGAACCCCAUCACAACACCCACCGUCACAAAGCCCGCCAGUGCCAUGACCAGCAUCGGCUGCUUCGAGACUGGCCUACCACUCGAGAACCACGGCUCUUACAACUUCCAAUCACCGGGCAACUGCCAACUGGUCUGUCUGCAACUCGACAAGGACGUCAUGGGUUUGUCCGACGGUGAAAACUGCUGGUGUGGAGACGAAAUUCCUGCCAAAGAAUGGCAAGUCAAGAACGAGACAUGUAGCACCACAUGUUCUGGUGAUGACACCACUGGCUGUGGUGGUAAGAAUCUUCUGUGGGUUGUCCUCACCGGCAACACCAGGAACCAAGUCGACUACUUUCAGCCAUCAUCAUCAUCCAGCAGCAGCUCAUUAGCACCAAAGACAUCGAGCACUGUGCCAUCAUCCACUGCCGUUGCCAGUGCCACCGCCGUUCCGGUUCAGCCACCUCCACAGGACGACAAGCCCAACACAGUCGCCAUCGCAGUAGGCGUCGUUGUCGGAAUACUAGGACUGGCAGCCAUUCUGUUCGGUGUUUGGUUCUUGUUGCGCCGGAGACGUCAACAACAGGCUGAAGAAGACUACCGUCGCAACGCCGCCAAUGUUAACUCGUUCGUUGGCAGUGGCAAGCUGCACACGAGCAAUUCGUCCAUGAAUGACUCUCGUCUGGACCCGAGCUUCAUGGACCGAAGGCAGAGCAACGGCAGUAUCGCAGAUAACGAAGACUACUCGAGGCGGAUAUUGAAGGUGACCAAUGUAUGA
Bipolaris zeicola 26-R-13 is the source of this 843-nucleotide messenger RNA. RefSeq lists its product as uncharacterized. The transcript is spliced from 3 exons. The record is from RefSeq and is a predicted model, not a curated record. The coding region runs from base 1 to 843 and encodes 280 amino acids. Gene Ontology annotation, cellular component: plasma membrane. Lineage: Eukaryota; Fungi; Ascomycota; Dothideomycetes; Pleosporales; Pleosporaceae.